AUUUUCCAACUUGCCGCUCAGCAAACUGCUGGAAACGAACAGUGCUGCUGUGAGUGGCCCUUUCGCUUGCCGUCCAUUCCCUCGGUUUGUUCCGGGAUACUGCGAAACCUACGACGUGACCGGCUCUCAAAGCAGCACCGCCCUUGAAUGGUUUAAAGCGGAGUUCUCCUUCCAGUGAGCUGGAUUCAAGAACUGUCUUUUCACCUACAACAAUCAGUUUAACCGCACUGCAUUUUGCAGUCAAGUUUCAACCCUUUCGGGUUGAUUGCGAACACAUUUUCCUGCGGGCCGGCAGAAGACUCUGCAACUGGCAAUAGCUCUCCAUGAUGUUCUUGCAGCCAGUGUUUCGGUUCCUUUCACAUAUGAACAAUGAAAGCGAGGUGCUGGUAGAAUUGUUGUCAUGGCUGAUCAUCCUUAUCGGUGGCUGUAUUUUGGCCUUGCGAUUUGUUGAAAUUCCUUACGGGAGGUAUUCCAGCAGUAAAUACAGAUUUCUCAUCAACGGGAAGGUUGCUUGGUUUGUCCAAGAGAUCCCGUCCUUGGCAAUCCCACUGUAUUUGUUUUUCAGCGCUGACAAACCUUUGCAACCACCCAACAUGCUAAUGCUUGGCAUGUUCAUCUGUCACUACAGUCAGAGGUCAUUGAUAUACCCCUUUUUAAUCAGAGGAGGAAAGUCGACGCCCUUCGCUAUUUUUGUAAUGGCUUUAGCAUUUUGUACAUGUAAUGGAUACCUGCAGGCCAUAAACCUAACCAAGCAUGCUGUUUAUUCCUCUGACUGGAUAACUGAUCCACGCUUCCUCACAGGCUCGGCACUCUGGUUUCUCGGAUUGUUAGUGAACCUACAUUCUGACCAUAUACUCAGAAACCUACGAAAACCUGGUGAGACAGGAUACAAAAUCCCACGAGGAGGAAUGUUUGAAUACGUGUCUGGUGCCAAUUUCUUUGGAGAAAUAGUUGAAUGGAUGGGGUAUGCUAUAGCAUGCUGGUGUCUGCCAAGUGCAGCAUUUGCUAUAUUUACGUUUUUCGUAGUCUCUUCUCGGGCUGCACACCAUCACCGAUGGUAUCUGGAAAAGUUUGAAGAUUAUCCAAAGACAAGAAAGAUCUUAAUACCUUUCCUAUAUUGAAAUAAUCAAUACAGCCAAUAGAUUAAAAAGUCAAAAAGAGAAUGAUUAGAACCUUGAACUCGGAUAAAGG
Messenger RNA from Pristis pectinata (smalltooth sawfish), 1191 nucleotides. It is a transcript of the gene srd5a1, whose product is annotated as steroid-5-alpha-reductase, alpha polypeptide 1 (3-oxo-5 alpha-steroid delta 4-dehydrogenase alpha 1). The transcript is spliced from 5 exons. The record is from RefSeq and is a predicted model, not a curated record. Gene Ontology annotation, cellular component: membrane. Gene Ontology annotation, molecular function: 3-oxo-5-alpha-steroid 4-dehydrogenase activity. Gene Ontology annotation, biological process: steroid biosynthetic process. The coding region runs from base 324 to 1121 and encodes 265 amino acids. NCBI's taxonomy places the organism in Eukaryota, Metazoa, Chordata, Chondrichthyes, Rhinopristiformes, Pristidae.